Molecule: messenger RNA, 1190 nt
Organism: Amphimedon queenslandica
Lineage: Eukaryota; Metazoa; Porifera; Demospongiae; Haplosclerida; Niphatidae
Exons: 5
Coding region: 709-1134 (141 amino acids)
Source: RefSeq, a predicted model, not a curated record
CUACACUUACUGUCCAAUGAACCCAACCAAUAAACAAUAUCUGUUUAACAUUACAACUACUAAUAAAGCUGGGAAUGGAUCUACUAGUAACAUAACUGUUGGAUUUCAAUCAAGUUCACAGAUUUCAAUCAUUUAUCAAGAUUCUUAUACAUAUCAUGUAAACAAUUAUUGGUACCUUCAUUUUCUUUUAUCAGUAAGUUAACCAUACUCACACAACUUUGUUUACAUUUAAAGGCUCAUCAGUUGUGUACUGGAGUACCACUUGUUAAUAUUACAGUAACUGGUUGUACUGUUAGUAGUUCCAGUAGUACUUGUUAUUCAUCAACUAAUAUAACCAUUAAUCAUAGUGCCUAUAAUAACGUUUCACUUGUUGCUAUUAUAAAUCUUCCGUCAAGAGAGAGACUUAAUACUAAUAUUAUUUUAUACUAUGAAAAUGGAGUAAAGUUUGAAAGCAACACUAUAACAAUCAAUACUUACGAUCUUCAGCACAUAUCAUUGGUUAAUACUACAUUUAACAAAGUUUGUCUUCAAUUUCUGUUUGUCAUUGGCAGCACCACUGAUAUUAUUUAUAUUCACAUCACUAAUUAUGAAGAGCCAGUUCAUCAACCAGUGUAUUACAAUAUACCUCUCAAUCAUCAGUUGAACUUUACUCAGUGUAUUACUAACAUACCAGCUGGUAAUAACUUAACACUGUAUGCAUGUGAAUCAAUGGAGGACUGUACUACUAAUCCUGCUGCUGUAUUAACUGGUAUUUAUAUUAAUGAAGUUCCUAUAGUCUCUAAUACUAUGUUGACAAGCUACAUAACAACUACAAUUUCAUCAGUUUCAUCUUCAGUUAGAGCUACCAUGAUGAUGGAGGAUUGUAAUAUAAGGGAAUGUCAAAGUGAAGUACCUGUUACUAGUGCAGUACUGAUUAGUGUAUUGGGUGUAUUCCUCAUACUAUCACUAAUGAUUAAUGUUAUUACAUUAACUGUGUGUUACUGCAAGAGGAGACAGGAUGAUCAAAGUUCACAAGAGCAAGAACUAUCAUCAGUUAAUCCACAGUAUGAGAAUGUACAUCUACCAGUUCCACAAUCAGAACUAUCAAUAAAAGAAUGUGCUGCUUAUGGUGUAGUGGAAAGAACUAGAUUGUAAGACUGCGUGAUAAUAAACUUUUGAAAGUAAAUUUUGUGCUAAGCAUUUUAAAUUUU